CCCGCAGUUAGGAGCUGCGCCCUUGUCAGCCUCUCCAUGCAGCCCCAGCCGGCUCUCAGCGUCAACAGCGGCCCCGCAGUGUCGGCCAUUAGCAUGGCGCCUGCCAAGAAGAUCAAGGCCAAGCUCAAGAAGACGUUGCCCGUGACCGGCCCCCAGGCACCUACCUUACGGGAGCUGAUGCACUGGUACUGCAUGAACACCAACACCCACGGCUGCCGGCGCAUCGUGGUCUCGCGGGGGCGCCUGCGCCGCUUCCUGUGGAUCCUGCUCACGCUGACUGCUGUGGGACUGAUCCUGUGGUACUGCGCUCAGCUGGUCCUCAACUACUACAAAGCCUCUGUCUCCGUCACGGUCCAGUUCCACGCACUCCCCUUCCCAGCCGUCACCAUCUGUAACAUCAACCCCUACAAGUACAGUGCCAUCAAGAAACACCUGGCCGAGCUGGACAAAGAGACAGAGAACGCGCUGAGGUCCUUGUAUGACUUUUCUGGAGGUAAUAUCAGGGAGCGCCGUGAUGCUGGUGAUCCUGAGCCAAGUGAGGACAGAAAAUUCCACAGAUACUUUCCCUUGACGAAUUUAGAGAACCUCACUCACCAGCAGCCUUUUCCAAAUCCCUCCUCUGGUUCCAAACGGCGCAUGGAGGCCAACAUCAUUUCGGGGGGCUCCAGCAUCGUCAGCGUCAAGAACCCCCAGGAUAUUGUGGGAUUCCAGCUGUGUGACUCCCACAACAAGAGUGACUGUGCCCUUUACACCUUCAGCUCGGGUGUCAACGCCAUCCAGGAGUGGUACAAGCUGCAUUACAUGAACAUCAUGGCCCAAAUCAGUGCUGAAGAGAAAGUGAACAUGAGCUACUCGGCAGAGGAGCUCAUCCUGAGCUGCUUCUUUGACGGCCGUUCCUGCGAUGCCAGGAACUUCACGACAUUCCACCAUCCGAUGCACGGGAACUGCUAUACCUUCAACAGUGGGCAGAACAGAAGCAUCCUGAAUACAACCACCGGAGGCAGUGAAUACGGGCUGCAGGUGAUCCUGUAUAUAAACGAAGAAGAGUACAACCCUUUCUUGGUGACAUCUACAGGAGCCAAGAUAGUGAUUCACGGCCAGGAUGAAUAUCCCUUCAUCGAAGACGUCGGCACCGAGAUAGAGACAGCCACAGCCACCUCCAUCGGGAUGCACUUUACAAAGUCCGAACGACUCAGCUUUCCAUACAGCAGCUGCACAGAGGACGGGUCUGACGUCAAUGUGAAGAAGCUAUACAAGAACAAAAGCUACUCUUUGCAGACCUGCCUCCAUUCCUGCUUCCAGGAUGAGAUGGUGAGAACGUGCAGCUGUGCCCAGUACGCCCAGCCCCUGCCCGAAAAUGCUGAGUUCUGCAACUACAAGAAAUAUCCAGACUGGAUGUAUUGCUACUACAAACUGCAUGAAAAGUUUGUGAAGGAGCAGCUGGAUUGCCAGAAGAACUGCAAAGAGGCCUGCAGCUUGAAAGAGUGGACCCUCACCACCAGUCUUGCCCAGUGGCCUUCUUCAGCCUCCCAGGAAUGGAUGCUCAAACUUCUGUCAUGGGAUAAAUGGAACAACCGCGGUCAGACCUUUAAAAAGGAAGACCUAGCAAACCUCAUGGUGUUCUACAAAGACUUGAAUGAGAGGGAAAUCAAGGAGAAUCCGGCAAAUGAUCCCGUCAUUCUUGUCUCCAACAUUGGGGGCCAGCUGGGCCUCUGGAUGAGCUGCUCCAUGGUCUGUGUCAUCGAGAUUGUGGAGGUCUUCUUCCUCGACACCAUUUGCAUCAUCCUGCGCCGCCACUGGCAGAAGGCCAAGAAGUGGUGGCGGGGUCAGAACAGGGAGCAAGAGGAGGAGGAGGAGGAGGAGGAGGCAGAGGCAGAGGCAGAAUCAACCCCCCAAAAUGGCCUGCAGGGCCACGACAACCCAGCCUGCACUGCAGAGGACGAUGAUCUGCCCACCUUCAACACAGCCAUGCGCCUGCCCCUCUCGCUGGAGCACCCACUCCCCAGGACCCCCCCGCCCAACUACAGCACCCUACGACUGGCCAGCACCUUUCCAGAGCAGCUGGAUGACACCCUGGAGGUCCGGACAACCCAGUGAUGCCCUUGACCCCAGCAGGAAAGGCCGCUCCUUGGACUCAGCGGCUGGACUUACCCUCUGGAGGGACGGGGGACAGAAGCCGCUUGCCCCAAACAGAACUGUACCUGCUAUGUGCUCUGCCAUUCUGCUAGCCAGACACAGGAUGCCAUUUCUGUAUUAAUUCCCCCUCUGCCCCUUGCUGGGGGCGAGCCAGGCUUUUCGCUGGGGCAGCUGCUGUCACG
This is a messenger RNA of Lacerta agilis (Sand lizard), 2318 nucleotides long. RefSeq names its product sodium channel epithelial 1 subunit gamma (gene SCNN1G). Bases 37 to 2097 code for a protein of 686 amino acids. Gene Ontology annotation, biological process: sodium ion transmembrane transport. NCBI's taxonomy places the organism in Eukaryota, Metazoa, Chordata, Lepidosauria, Squamata, Lacertidae. Gene Ontology annotation, cellular component: membrane. Gene Ontology annotation, molecular function: ligand-gated sodium channel activity. The transcript is spliced from 13 exons. The record is from RefSeq and is a predicted model, not a curated record.